Haplochromis burtoni (Burton's mouthbrooder) is the source of this 5363-nucleotide messenger RNA. Its product is annotated as ras-related protein Rab-7L1. Gene Ontology annotation, molecular function: GTPase activity; GTP binding. The transcript is spliced from 5 exons. Gene Ontology annotation, biological process: vesicle-mediated transport. The record is from RefSeq and is a predicted model, not a curated record. NCBI's taxonomy places the organism in Eukaryota, Metazoa, Chordata, Actinopteri, Cichliformes, Cichlidae. Gene Ontology annotation, cellular component: Golgi apparatus; trans-Golgi network; vesicle. Bases 252 to 875 code for a protein of 207 amino acids.
ACACCGACUCUGGCAGCACUGUUGGACAGUUAGCUUUGAGGUGUAAGCCUGGCCCCUCUCUGGGUUUGAGGCUGGGCAGAUUUGAAUGUGGUGUAAUUUAAAGAAACAGAACAUGUAUGUGUGGUGUUGUUUAGUUAGAGGUGAGUAAAAUGUGUGUCUGGCUCAUAAACGGUGUUUCCUGAGCAGAGGUGUGAACUUUGAGCUCUCCAUGCUGAGGUCUGUCACCUGCUGUUGCGUGACGGAGGACAGCGAUGACGGAGCACCUUCUGAAAAUUCUCAUUGUUGGUGAUGGAAAUGUCGGCAAGUCUUCCUUUGUUCAUCGCUACGUCAGCGGACAGUUCAACAAGACCUACAAGAUGACGGUGGGAGUGGAUUUCUCCGUUAAGCUGCUGCACUGGUCGGAUAAAGAGAAAGUCCGACUGCAACUCUGGGACAUCGCAGGCCAAGAGCGUUUCAUAUCCAUGACCAGGAUCUACUAUAAAGGGGCGCUGGGCUGUGUGGUGAUGUUUGAUGUCACCAGUUCCUCCAGUUUCUCCAGCUGUCGCCACUGGAAAGAGGACCUGGACAAUAAGGCCAUGCUGCCCAAUGGAGACUCCAUCCCCUGCAUCCUGGUUGCUAACAAGUGCGACCUCGCUCACAGGGCUGUCUCUGCAGACACCAUCGACAAGUUCAGCAAAGCCCACGGCUUCAUUACAUGGAUGGAGACUUCAGUCAAAGACAACAAGAACGUUGGAGAAGCCAUGAGGAUGCUGGUGCAGGAGAUUCUGUCGGUUCAGUCCAGCAUGGACCCGAUUCACAGACCUGAAGUCCGAGUUUAUCCUCACCCGGACUCAGAGUUCAACAGAAGCCCAGGAGGAGAACGAGGCUGCUGCUGAAACCACGAGCAUCACUCGGAGCACAGCAGGAAGUACUCUUCAUGUGCACGUGAAGUGUAGGACUGUGAACUGUCUCGGAGGUGAUUCUGGCUCUCCCACCUUUACUAGUUUCAUUUUGAGCUAAAGGUGUAAAUUAAACCAAGUUCAAAUAAAGAUCCGGGCCUCGCCUAAAGCGAGAAGCAACACUAAGGACAAACACGGGUAUGUGUUUCACUGCUGUGAUCAGAAACAGGUGAGACACGUUAAAGGUCCGAUGACGUGACGCCGAGUGGGGAGCACAGGAAAGGUGCUGGAGACAAUGGUGAACAGGAAAAGCUUUUCAAACACACAGCACAUGACCUUAGCGUGUUUAGCGGAUUGUACGCUGCACCCUGAUGAGAACAAACCAGCCUCACACAGCAGAAACACAGUCGAGGCUUCUGCCACAACUUCACCUACAUCCAAGGUGCCCAGAGAAGGAAACUAAGAGAUUGAAGCUCCAGAAACACUCACAUACAUUCAUAUUAAACAAAACACCUUCGUCAAUUAACUUUAUUCAUUUCAGCUUCGUCAGUCCUGAUCCACAUGAGUUUGAGAGUCCUGGGUGGGGACCCAAACCUGAUCUUUGACUAAACCUCUGGAGAGUAACAGAAGUCGAAGAAAAGAGGUGAAAUGAUGAUGACAUACUAAAUAAUGAAUGACACACACCUCCAGCCUCCAGCAGAGGCACACGAGCCAACAAAAGAAAAGGUCUGGUUCAAACCUUUUAAACUGAAAAGGCUAAAUUCGUGUUUGGGAAUCAGCAGGUGUGCCACCCAGGUAAGCAAUGCGAAGUAGAGGCUGAACACGGAAAGGUGGCGUUCAGCGUAGGCGUGGGGACCAGAAGGAGCACAUGGAAGGUGAGUGUAUCGUGAGAGAACGAGGUGCAGAGCGUGCUCGGUGCAGCCGUCAGAUCAUCUCCCAACCCGCUGAGUCGUCCCGAAACGUGGCGUCCCCGUGCUGGCGGCGAGGCGUGUGUGAGUGGGUGCUGCACAGCAUCAGUGGGACAUGCACGGGAGCUCCGACCUGCUGCGAGAAAUUCUGCUUUGAAUUUUUACACUUUUACUCUUGCACACAGUUUUUAGCUUCUUUUAUUUUCUCAGCUUGUCUCCUUGUUUCAUUUCCUGUUUUACUCUGGCAGUUACCUUCCCUUUGCGUUUCAGUUUGUUUACUUCCUGCCUUUGUCUGUUUCCCUCCUCCUGUGUUUCCCUUCUGCUUCUCAGUGCCUCAGGUUGAUUCCUUUGAGCUUAUUUGGACUUUCUGUGGGUUUCCAGGAUAACCAGCAUGCUUUGUGUAUUUCCUUUUGCCUGACCUGAUGCCAUCUGCAUUUGUAUCCAGUUGUAGCACAGAAACAUUUUUCAAAAAAGGCCUUCGGACUGUUUUUCUAGAUCUGAUUAAUAAACAUGCUAAAAAGUCAAAUACCAUCUUAUGAUUACCCGACUAAGUAAAGUAAAGAUAAUCAGGCUUAUCCUCCCAGGGUGUCAUUUGUUUCAGUGAGAGCCAGAGAAACCUGAGAAAUUCUUAGCUUGGAUUUGGAGCAGGUUCAUAAAAUGGUCAUAUUAAGCUUUGGUAAAAUUACUUUAAUCCCCCAAACAAUUGCAGUGAGUAAUAUCAGGAAACCACAGCCACGUGAUCAAUAAACUACUUCAGCUUCAAAGAGACCCUCACCACCUCACGCUGUUUUAGUCCAUCUGAAUUUAUGCAUAAAGUCAAUGUAAAUUUCCCCGAUGACAUUGAUAACAUCUGAAUUCAUGCAGGUUAAAGUAUUUCAACUUUAAGCUACUGCAAAAAAUGUCCCAUCAGCUGCAGGACGACCUAACUGACUCCAUCAGCAGCACUCUUUGGUUCACUUUUAAACAGAGCUCAGAAAACGUCCAGUGUGACGGGGCGUGGGGCGGCUGAUACACCUGAGCUCAAUCAGCUCAUCACGCCUCCCCUGCAUAAAAGGAGUGGACUGGGUCCAGAGUUAUUGUUGUUGCUGCUGAAAAGCUGCAUCGCAUGCAUGUUUAGACGACAACCAGAAAUAAAAGGAAACUGCUGAAAAGUGUCGAAACAUGGUUGGAUCCAUCAUGCAUCUUUUACAUGCAGAAAACAGAAAUCCUGGAAGCUUCUAUAACUUCCAGCUGUGGGACUAAUACAGGCUAAAGGCUGUCUUCUCUUAUCACACUGCGUGGGCUUUCAACUCAAAUGAAUUCUCACGUUAGGCGUGAGGACGUCAUAGCGGUGAGAAAACCAUUUAAUUCCAGAGUCAGAAUCUUUGAGAUGGUUUAAUUCUAUCGAAGUAUAAAGUUUUUCUUUCCAUGUUUUUGACCUGUCUUUGGGUUUAGCUGAAGAGUCCAACAAUGAUCUGCUCCUUUUCCAGUAUGCUUGGAUCGACUGGUUUUCCAUUACAAUCUGGUACUACCUAACGUGUGUGGCUGUUGUCAUAGCAACACGUCUUGCAUGUGCGAUACAACAAAGGUGGACAUCAAGGUGACGAUAUACCUGCUGCUCGGUCGUGCGGGUCGUUUUUAGCUCCUGAACUGAGUUUCAGGUACUUUUUAGCAGCUAAAUCUGAACAGCAGUGGAAAGCGACGCAGAAGCCAUAAAGGUGGAACCACAGCUAUUAGCAUCCUGCAGCUUUAAGAUUUCAUUGUUCAGACCCAGAAGAUUCAUUUAUGUUUACACAGUCUAUGGUUACUUCCUGUUUUAUUUUGAAGGUUUGUUGUGUGGUUUUCUUCCCUCCUUUCGUCUUCUUCCUGCUCAUAUUAGCGUGUGAUUAUUAUCCUUCCUUCUGAUCUUCUCCUUUGGCUCCUUUAGCUUACUGUUCCACCCUCUCUGCGGUCCUCUUUCUAAAAAUAAUCAAACUGCUGCAGCUUUGGUUUGUCAUAAAUCAGGCGGCAACGUGACGGUCUGCAGUCAGUGUGAGGUUUCUGUAACUGAUUAAAUGCACUUUAAAUGUUUCCCCGUCACUGGAGGCGUUAAUAUUCACCAGUGAGCUGGCCAGAGCUCUGAGCUCAGAGCUGGAAACCCUCAGAGAGGAGGCUGAAUGUUGGACAGAUGGAGCUCCUGUCUGUGUGUCAGCCUGUCAUGGCCACCCCACAACUCACAGCAGGGGGGGCAGUACCAGGCUCCUCAGAGGGGCUCUUUAGCCGUUAAUGGGCACAGUGUUGAGAGCGCUUUUCUCCUCCUGUCACUGUGGGGCCUUGUUAAAGAUGCUUUCGCCCAUUUUACAUGGUCGCAGAGGAUUCAUCAUGGCUUCAUGGACAGGUCGCCUCGCCCCACAUAUUCAGGUGGCUGGGCUGCAGGAGGCUUCUAAGAGCCUCAAAUACUGGAGCUGAUAAUUAUGGCCUAUAUUGUGCAGUGACCCGGCCCAAUGCACUGAAUGCACAGGUGUCAUCCUGCUCAUCGUCACAUGACAAGGUGUAUGUAAACAAGCCCACACAGGCAGCAGACUGCAGCUGAAGUACAGUUUAUUAGAGGGUUAUAGAGGCUGCAGUGCACACACCUGCGGCUUUAUGCAUUAGCAGCAACGAUUUCUGGCACAACUUCAGCUACUUCCAAGGUGCAUGGAGAGGAUGAAAGAAUUCACAAUGCAAGAACUCCAGCAACACUUAAGGGAAGAUGAACAACUUUAAUAAUUGACCAACGCGUUUCAGUUUUGUGGCUGUUACGGGCUCGGUAUAGUUCAGUCAAACAAUGGUUUAUUGAGUACACGCGUGGGAAGAUGUGUACUCCUGCACCAGCAUCAAUCUUCCCCGAACAGCUCAAUUCAGAAUGUUUUCAUUCAUCAGGGUUGCGCCCCUUCAUGCGUCACAAAUCAACAUGAUAUGCAUCAGUUACAGUAAAUGGUCAAUCUUAAACCCCUAAAAUUAGACAAAGAAGUUCCUUUUUCUAUCACACCUUCCAAACACGGCAAUAAGUUGCAAGUCUAAAUGGUCCCUGAGGGCUUGUCCUUUUCUUGACUUGUCUUCUGUCACCUGUUACUAGGCAAACUGCAGUUAGAAGCAAAAUGUAUCUCAGGCCUUUGGCCUGGAAUCAAUACUGUCAUGUGCGUGCAUGCUUUGAACCCUUUAUUGCUCCAAGUCACUUACACAAUGGAUCGCCUGGACAGUCACGCCACGUGAAGCUUAAGAGCUUUAAUAGACCGAACAUCAACUCUCUAGAAGCACAAGCCUGCAAUGUGUGUAUAAAAUGAUUAUAACUGCACCUGUAAUGAAAAUGUUAAUAUGGGAUUUUGAUAACACCAGUAAUACAAGUUUUAACGUAAUGCCAACAGCUUCAACAUGGUAGAAAGCUGCUUAAAUACAAGACAGGAAACAGAAAAAAAUUCAAAUUAACCAAUCAAAACUUCAUAGAUAGAUCAGCUGACAUAUAACAGGUAGGUAUUGGUUAAUUGGUUAAGUCACGCCCAAGUAAAUACUGGACUAGAUCAUUAAUGACGAGGACGAGGGGAGGAGACAUGACCCCCACCUAUCUCAAAAAAACACA